UUAUUCAUAGCCCCGUUUGAAGGCUUGUAGUUGGUCGGCCGUCAUAGCGUCUGUGCUUCAGCUCUUCUCUACUCGUUCCUCUUUCAGCUAUACAGAAUACUCUACAACGAUGGGUCGCCCUAAAGGAGCUCUCGGAAAGAACAGCAAGAGGAAGGCAAAGGAUCUCAACAAGCCCAAGCGGGCAACCUCUGCCUAUUUCUACUUCCUGGCCCAUUGCCGUAAGGAGGCAGCGAAGGCUGGCAAGCCCCCAACGAAGAUUGCCCAGUUCACCAAGGAGUGCUCUGAGAAAUGGAAGGCUCUUACCCCCGAGAACAAGAAGCCUUUUGAUGCUUCUGCCGCUGAGGACAAGAAGAGAUACGAUGAGCAGAUGGCUGCGUACAAGGGCAAGACCAUCGACCCCAACAAGCCCAAGCGUCCUCCAACUGCCUACUUCUUGUUCUUGGCUGACUUCCGUAUCAGAAUGGCCAACAAGGGAAUUGAGCAUAAAGAACUGCUCAAGAUGGCUGGUGAGGAGUGGAGAGGUCUGAGCAACGAGGACAAGAAACCAUACGAGAAGAGAGCUCUUGAAGAAUCCAAGAAGUACGAGAUCGCAAUGACCGAGUACAGACGGACCGGAGGGGGACCUGGCGGUGCACCUGCUGCAAAGAAACCCAGGCCAGAACCCGAAGAGGAGGAGGAGGAUGAAGAGGAAGAUGACGAUGAGGAAGAGGAUGAUGAUGAGGACGAUGAUGAUGACGAGUGAACUGUUUCCCUCACCCCAUGACCAUUUCAACUUGUACAUAUAUUUUUAAGAUAUAAAAUUUAAAAAACAUUCACAACCAUUUCUACUUACAUACAGGUCUGAAAUCAAAAUUUAAAUUGUAGUAUUCCCUGCCCCUGCUUUGCUCUCCCCCCGGAUUGUUUUUUUCCAGGAUCUCUCCUUUUCUGCUUCUCCUGCUAUGUCAGUGGGGGGGGGAAGUAAAUGGAGACGAGACAAAUCCAGCAAUGGCACUGUUUUCUAAAAGAUCUGAGCAUUUCUUGAUUCUUAAGUGGCAUAUUUUUAUUUAGGUCUUCUCUAACUUUAACUCAGUCCUGCUGUGUAAACCUACAAUUCAGUAAUGUGUUCAUUUUUUAUUCUAUUCCUCCACCGCCCAUCUGUUUUGUUGCUUGCUCUUUUUUUUUCUUUUUUUUAUGUACACUUCGAUACAAAACAGUCUACCAGUCCAGCACCAAACUUUUUUUUUUAUUACACAUGUGUGAUCUAUUUGAUGGGAGAGAAGCAGGAAUUGCUUGUUACUUCCAUUCUGAGAAAUCGGAGACUUCAGUCUUGUGUCCAAACUGCAUAAGAUGGUUUUAUUGGACUAACACAUCUUAACUAGGGGAAAAUAACUGUAACAAACGUCUGCAAGUCCUUUGAAAUUGGGGGCUUGGGUUAUACGUUUUUAUAUUUUUCUCUGGCCGUUUUAAAAUGAGACUAGGAUAUUGUGUAGGCAGAUAGCAAUUUUGUUUGCUUGCAAUUUUACCUUUACCUCUCAGGGAUGCCUAGCUUUUUGACAUGAGAUGACAGAAGAAGUUUGAAUUUCUUUGUUUAGCAUGCAGUUUCAUCGAGACAGUUCUGUGUGACCAUCCUUCAUGUCCAGUGGUUGCAUUCGCAUGUGGUGUCUUCUUGUUCUGGACUUGACUGUUUCAAGGUUUAUGACGAGUCUUGUAUGAACUGAAAGUGGUCCCCCUGUGCAAUGUACAUAUCAAUAGCAUUGACCAUCAUUGCAACAGAAAGUGACGCGUUUUUAAUUAAAAUGGCACCGGGUUCCGAAUGUACAUGCAUGUACGUACCUUUUUAAAUGUAACUUGGCACUUUAAGUAAGUUGAGGGUUUGUGUAAAAGUUUAUAAUUGAUCUCCUUAGGCAAUGUUGUAAGUUCUAGCUAUAUAUAUUCUCAUUGCUAUCAAUCAUGCAUUCUAGCAGGAAGAGGGCAGCUGAACAAUAAUUGCGUUUGGAUUUUUAUCUCUAGUUCCUUGUGCUGCAUGCACGGAUUUUGUGUGUGCUGCGAGUUCACUUUGAAAAAAAAAAUAUUAGGUUGGUUUGGUUUUUUUCCGUCAGGACUGAGCAUGUACAUGUAAUGGUUUGUUCGUAUUGUGACGUGUCUCAGUGUAAGUGUUGUAGGUUCCUUCAAUUGAAUUGUGUCAGUUUUCCUGGGGUGGGAGGGAUUCAGACAGGUCAUUCACAGCAUCAUCAUUUGUCGUCAUUUUCAUUGCUGCACGUGUUUAUAUCAUCACUUUUGUCCCUGCCUCAUUUUUUCAUAUCAUAGUCAUCUCACUUUUUUUGUUCUUUUUUUUUUUCUUGUUUUUUUUAGAAUAGUAUGGUGAACAUUCACAUACGACCAUAGUUUUCAUGAUCGCUCUUGGGGAUUUUGAUCAUAGUUUUAAAUGUUUAUAAUGUUAAGUUUCAUGUCCAAAAAAAAACAUGUGUUGUAAUGAAUAAAAUUGAAUGUACCAAGAAA
Aplysia californica (California sea hare) is the source of this 2478-nucleotide messenger RNA. Its product is annotated as high mobility group protein B3. Gene Ontology annotation, molecular function: DNA binding, bending. Gene Ontology annotation, biological process: regulation of transcription by RNA polymerase II. The transcript is spliced from 6 exons. Bases 110 to 742 code for a protein of 210 amino acids. The record is from RefSeq and is a predicted model, not a curated record. Lineage: Eukaryota; Metazoa; Mollusca; Gastropoda; Aplysiida; Aplysiidae.